Messenger RNA from Durusdinium trenchii, 597 nucleotides. The record is from the annotation of a GenBank genome assembly. Lineage: Eukaryota; Dinophyceae; Suessiales; Symbiodiniaceae.
CCAGAUGCCUCUUGUGAAAGCUGUCAUCAUGUGCAUAGCCCAGAUCCUGGCCCGAAAUCGUGACCUUCAAUUGAGUUUGAGCCACGAUGGAACAUCAGACCGGAGACGAUCAAUCCUUCACGGAUCUGCUCGAGGCCUGCACGGAUGGCUUUCUCAAACGCCAGAAGACCGCCUUGUCAUCAGGUGGAAUGACGACACAUGGCCGGGAGCCGCGAGAGCGGAACUCAAGCUCCUCAGUCUCAAAGCCAGUUCGUAUGCCUGCAAUUGGAACGGUAUCCAACGCUUUGUGUCCGCCAUGCUCAGGUGAUUGCAGCCGCAGUGGAUUGCAAUGUGACGACAACCGUCCCUGCCAACGAUUUGUCCGGGACCGAACCUUCUAUGAGGAGGUUUACAUGUUGUGGUUGGCACCAUGGGCUCAAACCUGCCAGGAGUACCGCAUUCCUUUGCCGAACCUGCAUACGCUCCAGCAAGCUACACUGGCAAAGCUCAUCUCCACACAUUUCGACUAAACCCUUUUGCAUCUCGAUGGCCAAUGAUGCUCCCAGAAGCAUCCGUGCUAGCACGCGGCCCAACACGGGCGAGAUCACCCGCUCGCCG